AUGUCGGAAUUAAAUCUACGCCAAUUCCAUGCGGCCGCUAUUUUGCGGAUGUAUGACCAGACGAAAGAGGCGAAGGCUGGUGACCUCAAUGUCACUCAAAUUGAUCAGCGUAUAAAAUCUGCUGCCGUCCAUUUUGAUCGGAUGCUCACAAAUCAUGAGGCUUUGGUUGCCGCAGCCAAGGAGGAGGACUUGGAGGUACAUUCAGGAUGGUGGGACUCCACCGAAGCUGCCUACAUGGAUUUGUGCGCAACGCUGAAUCAACGACGAAAGGAGUUGGAGGGUGAAUCUCUGCCUGCCAACAAUUCGCACAAAGUUUCGCCAAUGGAAUUAAAAUUAGAGCCGCUUUGUAUACCAUCGUUUGAUGGAUCCGCGUAUAAGUGGCUUGCAUUUAAGGAUGCCUUUGAGACAUUGGUUCAUCAGCGGGAUUUGCCGGUGGCAUACAAGUUGGGGAAAUUGCGUCAGGAAGUUAAGGCAGAGUCGGUUCCGUUGGUAGGAGGUUUGUAUUCGGGUGGCUAUGAAGAAGUGUGGACGGCGCUAAAAAAUCGAUAUGACAACCCUAAGCAAUUAGCGGAGAUCCACGUUGCUAGAUUUCUGAACAUGAAGUCACAGACUGAGGAUACGUCCAGGGCGUUACUGGGGGUCGUUGAUGUGGUAAACGAGUCCUUGCGAGCGUUAGCGGUAAUGAAGUUACCUGUCGACAAAUGGGAUGCCCUUACCUUCCCCAUUGUGGUUUCUAAACUCUCUACUCGCACACGGCGAGAAUGGUGCAUGAAUUGCUCCCCUACCGAGCUAUCCACUUUAAAUGAGUUGCUAGCAUUUUUAGAAAAACGAGCGCACAGUCUUUCGACAGAAUUUUGCCAGGUAGCGGAUCAUCGUGAAGUGCUGCAUUCUUCGUCAAAGCAGAAAAACACACUCCGUCUUCUAAAGUCUAACCUCGCCACAACUGAUGAUGGCAACUGUCAACACUGUAGAGGAUCACACAAGGUUAUGCGUUGUCCGGUGAUUCUAGCUUUGAAACCAGAGCAACGUUUUGAAGCUUUAAAGCGAUCGAACCUAUGCUUUAACUGUUUGCGGUCCGGGCAUUCAUCCAAGCUUUGUUCCUCUGGUAACUGUCGCCAGUGCGGCCACAGACAUCAUACUAUUUUUUGCCGCCACAAAUCACAACAACCUAUUUCAAGCAACGAGGUAGAUUCUUCUGUGGCUAAGCCAGACAUAAUAUCCAAUCCACCAUCAUUAUGA
Anastrepha obliqua is the source of this 1239-nucleotide messenger RNA. RefSeq lists its product as uncharacterized. The transcript has a single exon. NCBI's taxonomy places the organism in Eukaryota, Metazoa, Arthropoda, Insecta, Diptera, Tephritidae. The record is from RefSeq and is a predicted model, not a curated record. Bases 1 to 1239 code for a protein of 412 amino acids.